GCGUGCGCGAGGGGGGUGAGUGAGCAGAGGCAUUCCUCGUUCCUCUCUUUAUUCUUCUCUGUCUGCCGGCUGAUGCGCGCGCGUUCACUCAGUGCAGAUAUGAGCACAGAUAUCAGUGAAGUUUGAAGAACGCAGAGAGCAGCGCGGGUCGGAUUAGUAUUUAUAUCAAACUUCAAGUUCUUAACUUUCUCUUUUAAACUGUUUGGUUUGACCAUGGGCUCUUUUUGUAGAAAGGCAUUUUACUGGCCCGUUUGGUCAUCUGCUGUUGUUUUUUUGCUUUUGAGUUCGCGUUGUCAUGGAAGUUGUUCAGAAAAGGAGCUGGAAAAACGAGAAGAAGAAGCGAAUAUAGUUUUGACUGGGACUGUAGAGGAGAUCUUGAACAUGGAUCCAGUGCACAACACGUAUUCCUGCAAGGUCAGAGUAUGGCGUUACCUAAAAGGCAAGACCAUGAUGAAUGGAGAGGUGCUGCUGGAUGGAGGAAACAAGGUGAUGAUCGGUGGAUUCGGAGACCCCCAUAUUUGCGAUAAUCAGGUGGCCACCGGAGAUACGCGCAUUUUCUUUGUCAACCUGUCUCCUCAGUUCAUGUGGCAGAGCCACAAGAACGAACUGAUGCUCAACUCAAGCCUGAUGAGGAUUACUCUCCGCAAUUUGGAGGAGGUGGAGCACUGCGUUGAAGAUCAUAGAAUGAUAAGUGCAGAUAAACCUGUUCACUUCACACCGGCUUCUCCUCCUGAUGGUUGCAGAGGAAAGCUGUGUGGAUUUGGAGCGCUGUGUGAGAGAGACUCCACUGACCCCUCUAAAGGAGAGUGUGUUUGUAAGAAGAUUGUAUGCGUGUCUGUGGUGGCGCCGGUGUGCGGUUCUGACUCCUCUACUUAUUCCAAUGAGUGUGAGCUGGAGAAGGCCCAGUGCAAUACACAGAGACGCAUCAAGGUGAUGCGCAGAGGGCCCUGUGCCCUGAAGGACCCAUGCAGUGAGGUGACCUGUAGUUUUGGCAGCACCUGCAUUCAGUCAUCUGACGGUCUGUCCGCCAAGUGCAUGUGUCCUCUGAGUUGUGAGAAUGUCCCCGAGCAAAUGGUGUGUGGCAGCGAUGGCUUGGACUACCGAAGUGAAUGUGAGCUCAACAUGAAAGCCUGCGCCACUCAGAAGAACAUCCGUGUGCAUCACCAAGGCCGCUGCGAUCCUUGCAGUGAUAAACUGAACAUCAUGAGGGAAGCCUGUCGGGUGAACCCAAAGACCUACGAGCUAACCUUCCCCACAGCCGAUUCCUGCCCGCCCGAGAGUACUCCCAUCUGCGCCAGUGAUGGCCACACUUACGAUAGCGAGUGUCAGAUGAAGUGGACGGCCCUGCAGAACAACCUGGAGCUCAAAAAGGUUUCUUCAGGCAGCUGCAAGGAGAAAGGGGGCUGUCCGAAUGGUUGUCUGUUCAACGCCAUAUGUUUGCUGGAAAACGGAGAGUUUCAGUGUUCCUGCGACCCCAUACAAUGUGACGGCACAUACAAGCCCCUGUGCGGAAUGGAUGGAAAGACAUACCCCAACGACUGCGAAAGGAAACUAGAAGAGUGCCGGGCCGAAACAGACAUUCCCAUCAAGCAACCAGGGCCCUGUGAUCUUAACCUGGAGAGCCCCUGCCUGAAGAAGACCUGCGAGUUUGGAGCCGUGUGUGUGGUUAAGAACAGCGAGCCUGUGUGCGAGUGCUCAGAUGCAUGUCCACAUGACCAAGACCCUGUUUGUGGCAGCGACGGGCACACUUACAGCAGCUCAUGUCAAAUGAAGGCCAUGGGAUGUGCCCUUCAGAAACAGAUACAGAUGCAGCACAAAGGACCAUGUGAUGAGUCCUGCACCAACUGCUCAUUUGGCGCGAUCUGCGAUGCUCAGACUGGCCGGUGUGUGUGCCCUAAAGGGUGUUUGGAAACACGGCAGCCCGUGUGCGGCAGUAAUGGGGUGACGUAUGAGAACGAGUGCAAGCUGAACGUGGAAGCCUGCACUAAGCAGCUGGAUCUCAAAGUGGUGGCCCAUGGAGAAUGCAAAACCUGUGGCAGCACUGUGUGUAGCUGGGGAGCACGGUGCAUGCAGAACCAGUGUGAGUGUCAGCAGUGCACGGGUCUGCCGGUGAAACCCGUGUGUGGCAGCGACGGGACCACCUACAGCAAUGACUGUGAGCUGCGGCUGGCCUCCUGCAAGACACAGAGGAAGAUUGAGGUGGCCAAACCUAGCAUCUGUGAUGAAGACUGCGGAUCAGGAGGCUCAGGUUCAGGAUCUGAAACCUGCGAGCAGGAUCGUUGUCAACGAUAUGGCGGAUCAUGGGAUGAAGACACAGAAGAUGACCGCUGCGUGUGUGACUUCAACUGUCAGAUAGUUCCAGAGAGCCCAGUGUGUGGCUCUGAUGGGAACACAUACACCAGCGAGUGUGAGCUGAAGAGGGCCAGGUGUGAGAAUCAAGUGGACUUGCUGCUCCAGAGCCAAGGUCCCUGCCCAGCUAUCACAUCAGCUCCAACAGAGCUCAUUGCCUCCCAGCACUGUAACGAAACUGUUUACGGAUGUUGCAAAGACAGCAAGACCGCUGCCCUGGGUGUUGGACUGGCUGGGUGUCCUAGUGUGUGUCAGUGUAACCAUUACGGCUCAUAUGGAGGCACCUGUGACCCGUCCACCAACCAGUGUUCGUGUAAACCCGGGGUCGGGGGACUCAAGUGUGACCGCUGCGAACCCGGAUUCUGGAACUUCCGAGGCAUUGUUACAGAAGACAUGAGUGGCUGCACACAGACCAACUAUUCUAUAGGACCUGAGGCACCCAAGUCCUGUGAUGAGCUUGUGUGCAAGUUCGGCGCAUCAUGUGUAGAGUUGAACGGACAGGCUCACUGUGAGUGCCCUUCACCAGACUGUGAUGAGAAAAACAAGACCAAGGUAUGUGGUUCUGAUGGGGUUACCUAUGCAGACCGAUGCCAGCUAAGGACCAUCGCAUGCAGACAAGAUAAGGAGACCUAUGUGAAUCAUUUAGGCCAGUGCAAAGAAUCCAUUGAGCUGACGGCCAAACCCACCCCCUUCCCAACCACCCACCGCUCCACCCCUCCCACCGCUCACGUCAAGAUCACCAAACAGCGCCAUGGCCACACCACCACCACUACUUCAAGCAUUCUGGACAGCUUCUUGGUAGAGGCUCUGCCUUCUCCGAAGACGGUCGAGGCAGGAAUUUUCUCCAGCUCUUUCACCACCCACCGCCCUGCCACACUCAACAAACAACCCCGCACCUCAUCCCCACUCCUGGACUCCACCCCUUACUUUGACGAAUCGGGCAGUGGAGAGCCCAGUGGGGAUGAAGAGAGGAUGAGCGGAAUGGAGGAGAGCGGAGAAGGGCCACUUGGUACAACAGUAGCUACUACCACUCUUCCCACAGUCAAAGAACGGUCUUCCUGUGACAACACAGCUUUUGGCUGCUGUCCCGAUGGGAAGACAGCUGCCAUCAGCUCUGAGGGUACAAACUGCCCCUCCACCAUGCGUUUCAGCGGCUUACUGCACCUGGAUAAGGUAGAGGAUCAGGAGAUCUUCUACACACCGGAGAUGGAGGACCCCAAGUCAGAGUUGUUCGGCGAAACGGCCCGGAGCAUCGAAAGUGCUUUGAAUGAAUUGUUCCGUAAAUCAGAUGUCCAGAAAGACUUCAAGAGUGUCCGUGUGAAGAAUCUGGCUCCCAGCAACUCCAUAAUAGCCUUUAUUGAGACUCACUUUGACCCAGACACAAGGUUCAGUGUGAAGGAUAUUGAGGGAGCCCUUCUCAAACAGCUCAAUGCAUCUAAAGACACUGGUAUAGUUGUGAAGAAACCUGAGGAAGAGAACAUCCGCAUCACCACCUAUGGUCUUUCAGCUGUUCCUUUCUUCACGACCACGACAACCACCGUGGCGUCAGUCACAACUCCCAUCACCACAAUCCUGUCUCCCACUACUGCAUUUACCACUCUCCGCCCGAUCACCACUAGACGACCCUUCACCAGCCGCAGGACUACCACAGCCGCACCAGCCACCACCACUCCAUCUCAGGCCCCCACGACCACAGUCUCCCUGAAGAACAGACUGACUGUCCACCCCAACAGGCUGUGUGACUCCCAGCCCUGCCGUCACGGUGGAACCUGCGAGGAGGAGGAUAAUGACUUCACCUGCAUCUGUCCUGCAGGAAGAGGAGGAGCCGUGUGUGAGAAAGUUAUAAAGUACUUCAUCCCAUCCUUUGGUGGUAAGUCUUACCUGGCUUUCCAAACGAUGAAGGCCUACCACACUGUGCGCAUUGCCAUGGAGUUCAGGGCUUCGGAAAUGACAGGGAUAUUGCUGUACAAUGACCAAAAAGGCAAAAAAGACUUCUUGUCUCUGGCACUGGUUCAAGGACAUGUGGAGCUCAGGUUUAACACUGGUUCUGGGACGGCUUCAGUGAUCAGUAAGGUACUGGUAAGGCCGGGUCGUUGGCAUCAGCUCAUAGUUGUGCGUAACAGGCGUAAUGCCAUGCUGAGUGUGGACAAUGAGCCGAGCGUUGAAGGACAAAGUCCCCCAGGAACAGAUGGACUCAACCUGGACACAGACCUUUUUAUCGGAGGAGUGCUUGAAGACAUGAUACCAGAUGUAAAGGAGAAGACAUCAGUUUCAACAGGCCUGGUGGGCUGCAUCCGCUUGCUGGACGUCAACAACCUUGUCUAUAACCUGCAAGAGAAUGGCAACAGCAUUCUAUACGGUUCAGGCGUGGGAGAGUGUGGCAACAAUCCAUGCCUGCCGAACCCCUGCAAGAAUGGAGCUUCUUGCCAGGUCAAAGAAGCAGAGAUGUUCCACUGCAAAUGUGUCAAUGGUUUCUCCGGUCCAACUUGCGCUGAUGCCCACAACCCUUGUGACCCCAAUAAAUGUCACCCGCCAUCACGGUGCCAGGUCCUUCCAGAGGGAGGAUACAAAUGUGAAUGUCCGAUGGGACUUGAAGGCAAGCACUGUGAAAAAGUGUCAGACAAGGGAGGCGCUUACAUUCCUUACUUUACUGGAGACUCUUUCCUGGAGCUCAAGGGCCUUCAUCUCUACGGCCAGGAUCUGAGGCAAAAGUUCAGCCUGACUGUGGUUCUGUUGGCCAACGACUCCAAAGGAAUGAUCUUCUACAACGGUCAAAAGACUGACGGCAAAGGAGAUUUCAUCUCUCUCUCCCUGAAUGAUGGUAUCCUAGAGUUUCGAUAUGAUCUGGGCAAAGGGCCAGCUGUCAUUAGGAGUAAAGAAAAAAUCAAGCUGAACGAAUGGAACACAGUGAGUCUGGAGAGGGCCAGCAGAAAAGGAGAGAUCAGCAUUAACGGCAAAGACCCCGUCAGAGGAGAGGCGCCGAAUCAGCACACAGAUCUUAAUCUGAAGGAGUCACUCUUUGUGGGCGGAGCCCCUGAUUUCCGCAAAGUAGCCAGAGCUGCUGCGAUUAAAGAUGGCUUCAAAGGGGCCAUUCAGAAGAUUACUCUGAUGGGAAUUCCAAUCCUGAAAGCUGAUAACGCACUUCACUCCAGUGAUGUGUCCAUGUAUCCCUACCACCCCUGCUCCAAAGAUGUUUGUGAGAACGGAGGCCGCUGCAACCCCCUCUUGGAUAGCUACGAGUGUGUCUGCCGCCACGGAUUUGUUGGACAGCACUGCCAGGAUGCAAUAUAUGAGAAAUCUGCUGGGGACACAGAGGCCAUUGCAUUUGAUGGUCAUACAUUCAUCGAAUAUCACAACGGAGUCACCAAGAGCCAACUGACCAAUGAGAUCCCAGACCCUGAGUCACUGGAGAACCCAUCUGACCAGAGUGAGAAGGCCCUGCUGGUGAAUAAAUUUGAACUGAGCAUCAGGACUGAGGCUACUCAUGGUCUGAUUUUGUGGAGCGGAAAGGGAGUGGAACGCUCCGACUACAUUGCCCUCGCCAUUGUAGACGGCCGUGUGCAGAUGACCUAUGACCUCGGCUCCAAGCCUGUGGUGUUGCGCUCUUCUGUACGGGUCAACACCAACCGCUGGAUACGAAUCAAGGCCAACAGAGCGCUCAGAGAUGGCUCGCUGCAGGUUGGUAAUGAGGCAGCUGUCACUGGGUCAUCACCAUUGGCUGCCACACAGCUGGACACAGACGGCGCUCUCUGGUUGGGAGGUCUGGAGGAGCUGUCCGUAGCUCGCCGGUUGCCCAAAGCUUACAGCACUGGCUUUGUCGGCUGCGUGAAAGACAUGAUAGUCGACGGGGUACAACUACAUCUGGUUGAGGACGCCUUAAACAGUCCCAAAAUAUUACACUGUUCUGCCAAAUAGUCUGGCACCACCAUCCUCCCAACACCAUGUCUACUGCUGUAAUUAUUUUUCUAUUUUUUGUAUAAUUUUCUUUGCCUUUCAUAUUGGAAAAAUUACAUUGUUUUAAUUAUAAUUUUAUUUUGUUUUCUUUGUUCCCCCAUCAUUGCGUCCAACCAUAAUCAUGUCACCAGUCAGCGAACAUGGUGUCACAAAACAAGCAAAAAGUGGCAUUACAUCUGUCCUGUUCCUAUGACAAACAGCAGAACAUGUACUUGCUCAUUACUUGAACAGUGGCAGAUGAGAUUGGUGCUGUUUGUGCCGUCUGGAUUGCCUUCUCUCGCUUGCUGUCCAGCAGUCAUCAUACAUUCCUCUGAGCUACUGCUGUGGUCCAUUACUACAUUUAAAAAAGGUCUAAAAAAGUGACUUUCUGCUUUAUUGACGCCACAGAAACUGUUAAAUACACUGAGCAAGACUAUAUACAAUAUUCCUCAUUUAUGAUACCACUAACAAGGGCGAAAGCUUGAAAAACUUGAAGCUUUUGAAUCCUGAACUGUUAGUAGCUGACGUAACAUUUAGCAUUCCUCAAAAUUCACUAGUUUUUUUUUUUUUCCCAUGCAAAAAUCAUUGACCUGUGAGAUGAAAUAAAUAGUAAUGAAAUACAUGAGACUGUGAAUUUUGAAGAUGCUAUUUUUGUUGCAGUCAUUCGUCUCAUGUGUUGUGCAUAUC
Molecule: messenger RNA, 6969 nt
Organism: Carassius carassius (crucian carp)
Lineage: Eukaryota; Metazoa; Chordata; Actinopteri; Cypriniformes; Cyprinidae
Product: agrin-like
Exons: 38
Coding region: 214-6264 (2016 amino acids)
Biological process (GO): G protein-coupled acetylcholine receptor signaling pathway; cell differentiation; multicellular organism development
Molecular function (GO): calcium ion binding; laminin binding
Source: RefSeq, a predicted model, not a curated record